UCUAAACAAUACCCAACGACGACUACUUAACUUCCUGAUUCCAAGCGGACGUGAGCUGACGUCAUCACCCACCUGUCACUCAUUAGUGGCCUGUCUUUUUCCAGCAAAGCCUACUUUUUUACCGAACGAAAACGCGUUUUCCUUGCUGGAAUUACGAAGAAAAAUGAAUUCCUUUGAGUUUCCAGUCGUACUUUUCAUACUGUUCGCUCAAGCCAUCUCAUUAGGACGCACUGGUGACGUUUCUUUCUCCAUUUGUUGGAUGGACUUAAGUAAUCCUCUGGAAAGUUAUGGCAACCUGUGGCUAAAUGGCACCGCUUUAAAAAACCUCUGGACAAAUGGAGAAAUGGUGUCCUUGACCGUACCUCCAUCUGUAGAAAACAACGUGACGCUUGAAUAUGGAAGCACUUUACACUCGUGGACUUUAACAGUUUCCCCGGGGACCAAACAAAUCAAAGUCAGCGGCCGACAGAAACCCAAGAAACAUCCAAUAAGUGCAACACAGAGCAUCUUGGAUUUGUUGGAUCCCACGGAGGCGUUCCCAUGUGAAAAUGGCACGCUGUUCUUCUUUCAGGCUGAAAACUUCUUCCUUGCUUUUGGCCACUCGUCGCGGUAUCCUGUCAAAGUGGAGGCCCGAUCGUCCACCACGUUGCUGUUGUCGUGGACGGUGGGCCGACCAGCCCCUGUCGGGACCACCCACAAUGUGACCCUGUACCGUGCCGACCGGGGGAUCUAUAACAUGCUCAGCAGGAACACAAUCGCUGACAAUCGCUAUCGCAUCCCUUCCCUGAACUCCUGUACUCUAUAUGUGAUAUGCGUGGACCCCGAGGCCAAUUUCCUUGUCACCUGCCUCUCGACUUUAACUGAUCCCGACAUUCCCCGAGACUUUCGGAUCCGCUCGUGGAACAGCAGCAGCCUAUCUUUAAGCUGGGACUUCCCAGAGAACCUCUUGUUCUCUCACUUCCUCCUCACGGCCUUCCAUCUCAACGGGACGGACCACGUCAUGGAGGAGGUGCCCGUCUGGCUCGCAGGGGAUGACUUUGUUUUUACCCUGUCCGGCCUGCAGCCUUGCAGCAAGGUUAAGUUUGGCCUGCAGACGGUUUGCCAAGCAGGGAUUGAGACCCACUACAGUGAAAUGAUCCGUAACGGUGGAAAUACCGCUCACUCCAGCAUCAAGGCCUUGCGUCAGACAUCGUUCGGCUCCGACAACUACACGCUGAGCUGGGAGGUGAGCGACGCCUCCUCCGUUUCCAGGUUCGGCGUCUACCACGAGGACACGCUGCAGGGCACGACGCUCGCGACCAACUACGUGGUGGACGGACUGCUACCGUGCCGCCUUUACCGCGCCAGAGUGGAUGCGCUGUGUGGAGAUGGCGUGCUGAUGAGCACCGCGACGCUUCCAGUGCACACGGGACCCCGCGGUGUGUUAGAACUGCGGUACCGCACCAAUGACUCUGUAGCCUUGUGGAUUCCCGGCACACCCAGUUCAGCCCUGUCGUUUUCAUACGAACUCUCCCUGGAGAAUGGCAGCGCCCUCCAAAUGGACACUUUGACAGAGUCAGAGCUGCGACUGCCGGGACUGGCAGCCGGGAAGACGUACGUCCUCGAGCUGUGGGAGCAGUGCGACGGCCGGUGGGAGUCGGAACGUACGGCGUUGUGCUUCACGGUUGACAAUUCGACAUAUGGCUUCCUCGUGAGGGGCGUGGGACUCGACUCCAUCAAUGAAGACCGAGCUGAAGAAAUUUAUGUGCUCAGAAUGGUCGUGCCGGGUUCGCCUCCCGAUGAUCUGGAGGACGAAAUGGCCGAGGCGACGACCACCCUGGUGGAGAGUAUUCAAAAAUUGCUGUUGGACCUGUUGAGUGAUGUCCGUCCACCGAUCCGCGUGGAGGUGGUCGGUAUGGAACCUGCGUUCGAAGUGAACAAAACGCAGGUUCACGUGAUGCUUUUCGACGCGUCCCACCAAGACGACAACAUGCCCCUGCCGGUUCAGUUUCACGCGGAUUAUAUCGAGUCCCUGGACAACGCUGACGUCUCUGUUCGAGAUGGACUCGUCUACUGGCACGGUCCAGAUCUUUGCGCGUCGUCCAACCGCGCCUUGUGUCCGCAGAACUCCCAAUGCGUCAACACGCUGGGUUCAUUCCACUGCGCGUGCAAUUUGGGCUAUUAUGACGUGAGCGCUGUGCUUCAGGCACCGGUGCCCUCCUACCCGCUCUGCAAUGAGAAAGGCAUUUUCAGCCAGUGUCUGGAGAAAGUGAUGACCGGCGGCGUGGCGAAACCCUACCUGACUGCGUACAUCGGCGGGAAGGUGGAAGUGGUGCUGAACAACGCCACCUGCGAAGUGGAGGAAACCGAAACGUUGUUCCACUUCCGCACUCCCCGACACGGCUCUGAAUGUGGGACGAAGAGGCGGGUGAACAAAACCCACAUUGAGUUCCAAAACACCCUCGCAGUCUCCUUGACCAAGGAAGAAGCCAUCAGCCGCAGGGAUCUGAAAGUGAUCUGGAAGUGCGUCUACCCUCUGCAUUAUAUUCGCAACGCCCACGUGAGCAUCGAUUUGAAAUGGUUCAACGCUUACUCCCUGGUGGAGUUCAACACCUCCCUGCAGCUCGGCCUGACCAUGGACCUCUUCAGCGACAAGUCCUUCCGCAGCAGUUAUCGCGAAUUCGCCAGCAUGGACCCAGAGGACACGUUGUACUUCGAGGUUGCGCUGGACGGCAACGCCUCUUUUGCCUCCAACGUCCUGCUGCAUGUGGAGACCUGCUGGGCCACGGAGACCAGUGACCCACAGAAUGAAGUUCAGGGCAUUUUCCUUGAAGACGGAUGUCCCAUCGACCACACGUUCCGAUGGCUGUCUGUGAACGGCGUGGCUCAGAAAAGCAGAUUCGCCAUGCAAAUGUUCCACAUGCCUGAGGAAAUGCCCCUUUAUUUUCACUGCCUGGCCGGCAUAUGUGGAAUUGAAGAAAACUGUACAAAGGACUGCACGGGCCAUCACCGCGUCAAGCGAGCGGCAACCCGCAUGAUGAGCACAAAACCAAAUUCGAAACGCGCUGCCGUGGUGUCUGCCGGCCCUCUUAUUGUCAGUCGGGAGGCGUUGAGAACCAAAGGGUCUUCCUGGAAAGAGAAUUUGACGAUGCUCUCCAUUGUGGCGGGGUUAGUGGGCAUUUUGGGAUUGGCAGUUGUGUCAGUGAGUGCAACCAAAGCGAUUAUGGCUUUCCACAAACGGCGUCAACAGAAAUAAAGUGCUUGGAACUGUCA
This is a messenger RNA of Hippocampus comes (tiger tail seahorse), 3252 nucleotides long. RefSeq names its product uromodulin-like 1. The coding region runs from base 164 to 3235 and encodes 1023 amino acids. The record is from RefSeq and is a predicted model, not a curated record. The transcript has 19 exons. Gene Ontology annotation, molecular function: calcium ion binding; protein binding. NCBI's taxonomy places the organism in Eukaryota, Metazoa, Chordata, Actinopteri, Syngnathiformes, Syngnathidae.